Messenger RNA from Odocoileus virginianus texanus, 8956 nucleotides. The record is from RefSeq and is a predicted model, not a curated record. NCBI's taxonomy places the organism in Eukaryota, Metazoa, Chordata, Mammalia, Artiodactyla, Cervidae.
AUGGCCCGGGGCCCUCUGGCUCGACUCCUGCUGGCCUGGACAGCCCUGUUGUGCGUGGCGGGUGUCCAGGGCCGUUGGGAUGGGGCUGUGCAGCCUGCCGGUCUUGGAAGUGUGCGCAGGCGUGGCAGCCCUGGCUUCUUGCAAGGGCCUAACGUGUGCGGCUCCCGCUUUCAUGCCUACUGCUGUCCUGGCUGGAGGACGCUGCCGGGUGGGAACCAGUGUGUCGUGCCCAUCUGUAGGCACGCCUGUGGCCAGGGCUUCUGUUCCCGACCCAACCUCUGUGCCUGCGCUGAUGGGAAGCUGGCCCCCAGCUGCGGGGUGAGCCGAGGGUCAGGGUGCAGUGUGAGCUGUUUGAAUGGGGGCAGCUGUCGAGGGGAGUCUUGUCUGUGCCAGAGGGGCUACACGGGCACCGUGUGUGGGCAACCUGUCUGUGACCACGGCUGCCACAACGGGGGCCGCUGCAUUGGGCCAAACCACUGUGCCUGUGUGUACGGCUUCAUGGGGCCUCAGUGUGAGAGAGACUACCGGACAGGGCCCUGCUUUGGCCGAGUGGGCCCUGAGGGGUGCCAACACCAGCUGACAGGCCUCCUCUGCACCAAGGCGCUCUGCUGUGCCACUGUGGGCCGGGCCUGGGGCUUCCCAUGUGAGCUCUGCCCAGCUCAGCCACACCCCUGCCGCCGGGGCUUCAUCCCCAAUAUUAACACGGGGGCCUGCCAAGAUGUGGAUGAGUGCCAGGCUGUGCCAGGCCUGUGCCAGGGGGGCAGCUGUGUCAACACGGUGGGUUCCUUUGAGUGCCGCUGCCCCACUGGACACCGGCUCAGUGAGAACAGCGCCAAGUGUGAAGACCACCGUGCUGGCACUUGCUUCUCGGUGCUGAUCGCAGGCCGCUGUGCGGGAGACCUCGCGGGCCACUACACCCACAGGCAGUGCUGCUGUGACAAGGGCAGGUGCUGGGCGGCUGGCCUGGCCCCUGAGCUGUGUCCUCCACGGGGCUCUGAUGAGUCCCAGCGACUGUGUGCCCCGGGGCUCCCGCUCCUGCCCUCCUAUCCGGGCCCCUUCCCCAGCCUCCCCGGCUUCAGAUCCAGUGGCAGUGUGGGUCCUGGCCCAGGGCUGGCACGGCACAGCCCCCACGGCUCCAGUGGUCGUGGGGUUCCCAGCCUGGGCCUUGGAGAUGCCAGCAUUGGCACAGCCACGCUGAACCAGACCAUCGACAUCUGCCGACACUUCACCAACCUGUGUCUCAACGGCCGCUGCCUGCCCACCCCUUCCAGCUACCGCUGCGAGUGUAACGUGGGCUACACGCAGGACGUCCGGGGGGAGUGCAUUGACGUGGACGAAUGUGCCAGCAGCCCCUGCCGCCACGGAGACUGCAUCAACGCCCCCGGCUCCUACCGCUGUCGGUGUCAUGAGGGUUUUCAGGCGACGCUCACCAAGCAGGCAUGCCUGGACCACAAUGAGUGUGCAACUACCACCAUGUGUGCCAACGGAGUGUGCCUGAACGAGGACGGGAGCUUCACAUGUCUCUGCAAACCCGGCUUCCUGCUGGCACCCGGUGGCCGCCACUGUGUGGACAUCGAUGAGUGCCAGACGCCAGGCAUCUGCAUGAACGGUCACUGCACCAACACCGAGGGCUCCUUCCACUGUCGCUGCCUCGGGGGGCUUGCGGUGGGCGCUGACGGCCGAGUGUGCGUGGACACCCACGUGCGCAGCACGUGCUACGGGCCCCUCGACCAGGGCUCCUGUGCCCGCCCCUUCCCCGGUGCCUUCACCAAAUCCGAGUGCUGCUGUGCAAGGCCGGCCCAUGGGUUUGGGGAGCCCUGCCAGCCGUGUCCCCCCAAGAACUCUGCUGAGUUCCAGGCCCUAUGCAGCAGCGGUCUUGGCAUCACCACGGAUGGCAGAGACAUCAAUGAAUGUGCCCUCGACCCUGACGUCUGUGCCAACGGCAUGUGUGAGAACCUGCGGGGCAGCUACCGCUGCGUCUGCAACCUGGGCUACAAGGCAGUCGCGGAUGGCAGGGAGUGCACUGAUGUGGACGAGUGCGCCCUCAACAGCCUCCUGUGUGACAACGGGCGGUGCCGCAACAGCCCGGGCAGCUAUAGCUGCUCCUGCCCCCAGGGCUUCAGCUUCCGGCCAGACACGGAGACCUGUGAAGACAUCGACGAGUGCCUGUCCAACCCGUGUGUGAAUGGCGUGUGCCGCAACCUGGCCGGCUCCUACGCCUGCGAGUGCGCCCCUGGCAGCCGCCUGGGACCUUCUGGCACCGUGUGCCUAGACAGCACCAAAGGCACGUGCUGGCUGAAGAUCCAGGAUGGCCGCUGCGAGGCGAACCUGCACGGAGCCACCCUGCGUUCCGAGUGCUGCGCCACGCUCGGCACGGCCUGGGGGAGCCCCUGCGAACGCUGUGACAUGGACCCCGCCUGUGCCCGAGGCUUCGCCCGCGUGAAAGGGCUCAGCUGCGAAGAUGUGAACGAGUGUGAGGUCUUCCCUGGCAUCUGUCCCAAUGGGCGCUGCAUCAACACUGCGGGCUCCUUCCGCUGCGAGUGUUCAGAGGGCCUGAUACUGGACACCUCCGGCCGGCUGUGCAUAGACAUGCGCCUGGAGCUUUGUUUCCUGCGUUGGGAGGAGGACGAGUGUGGGGCUGCCCUGCUGGGCAAGUACCGGAUGGACGUCUGCUGCUGCACCGUGGGGGCCGCGUGGGGCACCGCAUGCGAGGCGUGCCCUGAGCCCGAGUCCCCAGCUUUCACCAGCCUGUGUCCCCGGGGGCUGGGCUUUGCCAGCCGGGACUUCCUGUCAGGCCGUCCCUUCUAUAAAGAUGUGAACGAGUGCAAAGCCUUCCCUGGGCUGUGUGCCCAUGGCACCUGCCGCAACACUGUGGGCAGCUUCCGUUGCUCCUGUGCGGGAGGCUUCGCCCUGGAUGCCCAGGAAAGGAACUGCACAGACAUUGACGAGUGCCGCAUCUCCCCUGACCUCUGUGGCCAGGGCACCUGUGUCAACACCCCAGGCAGCUUUGAGUGUGAGUGUCUCCGUGGCUACGAGAGUGGCUUCAUGCUGAUGAAGAACUGCAUGGAUGUGGACGAGUGUGCCCGGGAUCCGCUGCUGUGCCGGGGAGGCACCUGUACAAACACAGAUGGGAGCUAUGAGUGCCAGUGUCCCCCGGGACAUGCGCUGGCAGCCGAGGGCACUGCCUGCGAAGAUGUGGACGAGUGCUCCCUGAGUGACGGCCUGUGUCCACACGGGCACUGUGUCAACGUCAUCGGUGCCUUCCAGUGCUCCUGCCAUGCCGGCUUCCAGAGCACGCCUGACCGCCAAGGCUGCGUAGAUGUGGAUGAAUGCCGCACCAGGAACGGUGGUUGCCACGUCCACUGUGUUAACACCAAGGGCAGCUACCAGUGCGGCUGCGGACCUGGCUACUCUCUGAUGCCCGAUGGGAGGGCGUGUGAAGAUGUGGACGAAUGUGAGCAGAAUCCGGACAUCUGUGACGGGGGCCAGUGCACCAACAUGCCAGGGGGUCACCGCUGCCUCUGCUAUGACGGCUUUGUGGCCACGCUGGACAUGAGGAUGUGUGUAGACGUGGACGAGUGUGACCUGAACCCCCACAUCUGCCUCCAUGGGGUCUGCGAGAACACCAGGGGCUCCUUUGUCUGCCACUGCCAGCUGGGUUACGUCGUCAGGAAGGGGGCCAUGGGCUGCUCCGAUGUAGAUGAAUGUCAGCUUGGGGGACACAGCUGUGACAGUCACGCCUCCUGCCUCAACACCCCUGGGAGUUUCAGCUGCAGCUGCCAGCCAGGCUGGGUUGGGGACGGCUUUGAAUGCCAUGACCUGGAUGAAUGCGCCUCCGAGGAGCAUGGGUGCAGCCCGAGAGCUGACUGCCUCAACGCCCCUGGCUCCUACCGCUGUGCCUGCCGCCUGGGCUUCUCUGGGGAUGGCUUUUCCUGUGAAGACAGGGACGAGUGUGCAGAGAACGUGGCCCUUUGCGAGAACGGGCAGUGUCUCAAUGUCCCCGGCGGGUACCGCUGCGAGUGCGAGAUGGGCUUCAGCCCCACCGAGGACCAGCAUGCCUGCCAGGAUGUGGAUGAGUGUGUCCUCGGGAGCAUUUGUGUGUUUGGGAGCUGUGAGAACCUGCCGGGGAUGUUCCGCUGUAUCUGCGAUGAGGGCUAUGAGCUGGACCGCAGUGGUGGCAACUGCACAGAUGUGAAUGAGUGUGCAGAUCCUGUGAACUGCAUCAAUGGCCUGUGUGUCAACACCCCCGGCCACUACCUUUGCAACUGCCCCCAGGAUUUUGAGCUGAAUCCCAGCGGCGUGGGCUGCGUGGAUACCCGGGUUGGGAACUGUUUCCUGGACACACAGGAUCGAGGGGACGGUGGCAUUUCCUGCAGCGCGGAGAUCGGGGUUGGCGUCACCCGGGCGUCCUGCUGUUGCUCCCUGGGUCGGGCUUGGGGCAACCCCUGUGAGCUGUGCCCACCGGCCAACACCACUGAGUACAGAACCUUGUGCCCAGGGGGUGAGGGCUUCCGGCCUAAUUCCAUCACUGUCAUCCUGGAAGACAUUGACGAAUGCCAGGAGCUGCCAGGGCUGUGCCAGGGGGGUAACUGUGUCAACACCUUCGGUAGCUUCCAGUGCGAGUGCCCACCCGGCUACCACCUCAAUGAAGAUACCCGCAUCUGUGAGGACAUCGACGAAUGCUCUGCACACUCAGGCAUCUGUGGCCCUGGUACCUGCUACAACACUCUGGGGAACUACACUUGUGUCUGCCCUAUGGAAUACCUGCAAGUCAACGGUGGCAAUAACUGCAUGGACAUGAGGAAGAGCAUCUGCUUCCGGCAUUACAACAGUACGUGUCGGAAUGAACUGGCCUUUAACGUGACCCGGAAGAUGUGCUGCUGUUCCUACAAUAUCGGCCAGGCCUGGAAUAGACCCUGUGAGGCCUGCCCGACCCCUGCCAGUCUGGAUUACCAGAUCCUGUGUGGAAACCAGGUUCCUGGGUUCGUCAUCGACAUCCACACAGGGAAGCCCCUUGACAUCGACGAGUGCGGGGAGAUCCCCGCCAUCUGUGCCAGCGGCAUCUGCAUCAACCAGAUCGGGAGCUUCCGCUGCGAGUGCCCUGCGGGCUUCAGCUACAACAGCCUGCUGCUGGUCUGCGAAGACGUGGAUGAGUGCACCAGCGGGGAGAACCCCUGCCAGCAGAAUGCCGACUGCAUCAACAUCGCUGGCAGCUACCGCUGCAAGUGUGCCCAAGGGUACAAGCUGUCGCCAGGCGGGGCUUGUGUGGGACGGAACGAGUGUCGAGAGAUCCCGAAUGCCUGUAGCCACGGCGACUGCAUGGACACAGUAGACAGCUACAUGUGUCUGUGUCACCGUGGCUUCCGGGCUUCAGCAGACCAGACCCUGUGCAUGGAUGUCGACGAGUGUGACCGGCAGCCAUGUGGAAAUGGGACCUGCAAGAACAUUGUCGGCUCCUACAACUGCCUCUGCUUCCCCGGUUUUGUGGCAACACACAACGGAGAUUGCGUGGACAUGGAUGAGUGCACCACCAUGGUGGGGCAGGUGUGCCGAUUUGGCCAGUGCCUCAACACGGCUGGCUCCUUCCACUGCCUCUGCAAGGAUGGUUUUGAGCUCACAAGUGAUGGGAAGAACUGCAUAGACACCAACGAGUGUCUCAGCCUUCCAGGAACCUGCCUGCCAGGCACUUGCCAGAACCUCGAGGGCUCCUUCCGCUGCAUUUGUCCCCCCGGCUUCCAGGUGCAGAGCGACCAUUGUGUUGACAUCGACGAGUGCUCCGAAGAGCCCAACCUGUGCCUUUUUGGCUCCUGUACCAACAGCGCCGGAAGCUUUGAUUGCCUCUGCCCACCUGACUUUGUCCUGUCUGACAACGGGCACCGUUGCUUUGACACACGGCAGAGUUUCUGCUUCACCCAUUUCGAGGCCGGAAAGUGCUCAGUACCCAAAGCUUUCAACACCACCAAGGCCCGGUGCUGUUGUAGCCAGAGGCCUGGCGAGGGCUGGAAUGACCCCUGCGAGCUGUGUCCCCAAGAAGGCAGUGUCGCCUUUCAGGAGCUAUGUCCCUUUGGCCACGGGGCAGUCCCAGGCCCAGAUGACUCCAGGGAAGAUGUAAACGAGUGUGCGGAGACCCCUGGCGUCUGCACUAAUGGCCUUUGCGUCAACACCGAUGGCUCAUUCCGCUGCGAGUGUCCCUUUGGUUACAGCCUGGACUUCACGGGUGUCAGCUGCGUGGACACAGAUGAGUGCUCCAUCGGGCACCCCUGUGGGGAAGGUACCUGCACCAAUGUCAUAGGAGGCUUCGAAUGUGCCUGUGCAGAUGGCUUCGAACCUGGUCCCAUGAUGACCUGCGAGGACAUUGAUGAGUGCUCCCUGAACCCCCUGCUCUGCGCCUUCCGCUGCCACAACACCAGGGGCUCCUAUGUGUGCACCUGCCCAGUCGGCUAUGCGUUACGAGAGGAUGGGGCCAUGUGCCGAGAUGUGGACGAGUGUGCAGACGGUGAGCAAGACUGCCAUGCCAGGGGCAUGCUGUGCAAGAACCUCAUUGGCACCUUCGCCUGCAUCUGCCCCCCAGGCAUGAGGCCCCAGCCGGGCUCCGGGGAGGGCUGCACAGAUGAUGAUGAAUGCCGUGCCCAGCCCAGCCCCUGUGCCAACGGCCGCUGCAUCAACACCCUGGGCAGCUUCCACUGCGACUGUGACGAGGGCUACCAGCCCAGCCCCAGCCUCACCGAGUGCCAGGACAUCCGGCUGGGGCCCUGCUUCUCUGAGGUGCUGCAGGCCACGUGCCAGGCUCAGUCCAGCAGAGGUGAGGCCGUCACCAGGGCCGAGUGCUGCUGCGCGGGCGGCCGCGGCUGGGGCCCGGGCUGCGAGCACUGUCCGCUGCCCGGCACGUCCGCCCACCGGAAGUUGUGCCCCCACGGCUCGGGCUACACUGCCGACGGCCGAGAUGUGGAUGAGUGCCGUGUGCUCCCUCGCCUGUGCCCUCACGGUGAAUGCAUCAAUAGCCUUGGCUCCUUCCGUUGCCACUGCCAGGCCGGGUACGCACCUGACAUCACUGCCACAGCCUGCCUAGACGUGGAUGAGUGCAGCCAGGCCCCCACGCCAUGUCCCUUCCUCUGCAAGAACACCGAGGGCAGCUUCCUGUGCGCCUGCCCCCGUGGCUACCUGCUGGAGGAGAACGGCAGGGUCUGCCGAGACCUGGAUGAGUGCUCCUCCAGGCAGCACAACUGCCAGUUUUUCUGCGUCAACACCAUCGGUGGCUUCACCUGCCGCUGUCCCCCCGGCUUCACCCAGCGCCACCAGGCCUGCUUUGACAAUGACGAGUGCUUGGCCCAGCCUGGCCCAUGUGGUACCCGGGGGCGCUGCCACAAUGCCCCAGGCAGCUUCAGCUGUGAGUGCUAUCAAGGCUUCACCCUGGACAGCUCCGGUCAUGGCUGCAAAGACGUGGAUGAAUGCAAUGGGCCUCAUCGCUGCAAGCAUGGCUGUCAGAACGAGCUGGGGGGCUAUCGCUGCAGCUGCCCCCAGGGCUUCACCCCACACUCCCAGUGGAGCCAGUGUGUAGAUGAGAACGAGUGUGUCCUGUCACCCUCGGCCUGCGGCAGUGCCGCCUGCCACAACACACUGGGCGGCUUCCGCUGCGUCUGCCCCUCAGGCUUCGACUUUGACCAGGCCCUCAGGGGCUGCCAGGACGUGGACGAGUGUGCGGCUCGGAGCGGCCCCUGCAGCUACAGCUGUGCCAACACCCCCGGUGGCUUCCUGUGCGGCUGCCCUCGAGGCUACUUCCGGGCUGGGCAAGGGCACUGUGUCUCUGGCCUGGGCUUCAACCUGGGACCCCAGGAUGCCCCAGAUGAGGGGGAGCCGCUCUCGCCCGAAGCCUGCUACGAAUGCAAGAUCAACAGCCAGCCCUCUCGUGACCGGCCACGGCGCAGCACCCGUAGGGACCACCAGGCGAGCCUGGCCAGCCUUGACACGGAGGCUCCGCUGACCUUGGGACUGAACCUCUCCUGUCUGGGCCAGGCCCAGCACAUCCUAGAGCUGAGGCCAGCGCUGGAGAGUCUGGGGGGCCGCAUCCGCUAUGUCAUUGCCCGCGGCAACCAACGAGGCUUCUUCCGCAUGCAUCACCUUCAUGGUCUCAGCUCCCUGCAGCUGGGGCGCCGGAAGCCAGGGCCUGGCACCUACCAGCUGGAGGUUGUGAGUGUGGCCGAGCCCUGGGGCACCCAGCCAGAGGGGCGGCCGGGGGGCCGAGCCUUGCGGCUGAAGGUGCAGUUGCAGCUACUGUAAUCCGGGGGUUCCCACACCUCCCACCUAGCCCCAGGCACCCCCUGCAACCUGAUUUUCAGACUCACCACCUGGUCACUGCCCCACUCCUGCCUCCUUCCAUGGGGUUUUGGGGAAACUGAUGUCACUCUGUUUGCUAUGACCCACCCCCCCACCGGGAGACCCUAGUGACAAGCCCUGGACUCAGUGGGCCCCAGGGUCCCCAUGUGGUCCUCCUCUCCAGAGGUGGGAGAUUUGGAAGGCGGGAGGGUUCGAUCCCCUGCAGCAAUGGCCGACCAGGUGGAACCCCAAAACUCAGGAAGAGUGAAGUGCUAUCCUCUGACCUCAAGCGAGCCCGGCCUCUACCCGAGGGACCCCGACACUGUUUCCUGGAGACAGCUGGCAGCCGCAGCUGUGUGCCCCCUCCACUUCUACAGCCAGGGUCCAGGAGGGCCCUGGGUUUCACUGUAUCUGGUCAAUCUCAGGCUGAAACUUCUGCACUGCAGGGGGUCGGGAGGCCAUGGGAAUGGGUGGCUGGAGUGGGCCUAAGGCUCGUCUCUUCCAUCAGAAGAGCACGCGGGGCCCCAGCUCAGUCACUGAUGUGCAACCAUGUUCAUCAUCCCCACGGGGAGCUGAGCUAAGGUUCUGAGGAUACUUUCAUAUCAGAAGCAGAGACAACAAUAAAGUUAUUUUGGGUUAAGCA